Messenger RNA from Acanthisitta chloris (rifleman), 1254 nucleotides. RefSeq names its product solute carrier family 25 (mitochondrial carrier), member 16 (gene SLC25A16). Gene Ontology annotation, biological process: transmembrane transport. NCBI's taxonomy places the organism in Eukaryota, Metazoa, Chordata, Aves, Passeriformes, Acanthisittidae. The transcript is spliced from 8 exons. The record is from RefSeq and is a predicted model, not a curated record. Gene Ontology annotation, cellular component: mitochondrial inner membrane. The annotation marks the transcript as partial.
GUGUUGCAGGAUGUUGUGCCAAAACAACUACUGCGCCGCUGGAUCGAGUAAAGAUUUUGCUGCAGGCUCACAACCACCAUUACCAGCACCUAGGAGUGUUUUCUACAUUGUGUGCUGUCCCCAAAAAGGAAGGUUACCUUGGGCUGUAUAAAGGAAAUGGGGCAAUGAUGAUUAGAAUCUUUCCGUACGGCGCUAUUCAGUUUAUGGCAUUUGACCAAUACAAAAAGGUAAUAAAGAAACAACUUGGGAUUUCGGGGCAUGUACAUCGAUUGAUGGCUGGAUCCAUGGCAGGUAUUACAGCAGUGAUUUGUACUUACCCUCUUGAUAUGGUUAGAGUUCGCCUGGCGUUCCAAGUAAAGGGGGAACACAAGUACAUGGGAAUUAUCCAUGCAUUCAAGAUGAUUUACACAAAGGAAGGUGGUUUUAGUGGGUUCUACAGAGGGCUGAUGCCAACUGUUGUAGGAAUGGCUCCGUAUGCAGGUUUUUCAUUUUUUACCUUUGGUACCUUAAAGAGCAUUGGACUUGCUCAAGCACCUAACUUGCUUGGACGGCCUUCAUUAGAUAACCCUGAUGUCUUAGUUUUGAAAACACAUGUAAAUCUGCUGUGUGGUGGCAUAGCUGGAGCAAUAGCUCAGACGAUAUCAUAUCCCCUCGAUGUAACUCGUAGGCGAAUGCAGUUAGGAGCAGUUCUCCCAGACUCUGAAAAGUGCCUUACGAUGGUGCAGACACUGAAGUAUGUGUAUCGACAGCACGGCGUAAGAAGAGGAUUGUACCGUGGUUUAUCUCUGAAUUACAUUCGUUGCAUACCUUCCCAGGCUGUGGCUUUUACCACAUAUGAACUUAUGAAACAAUUCUUGCACCUCAACUGAUGCUUUUCUUUAGAAGACUUUUCUGUAAAAUUACACGAUCAGCCCUCAGAUUAUAUUGAUGAGCAAAUUACUUAAAGUUUAAAAAGACCUAUCUGUUAUCAUAGACCUGGUGUUAUCUGACAUCCUUAUUUGCCAAAAUGCAGUUAAUUUCCUGGACUUGCACAAAGUGACAGAUGAAAAUAAACAUUAGCUAGUUCUGACCACUUACUUUGCACUUGGUCUUCUAGGCUUCGUGAAGUGAAUGUUAAGAAUUACAGUUUGAAAAUGACACCCACGUUUUACAUGGGGUCCAAGCAGUUAUUUAGCUUUAUCACCAUUCCAGGAGUUACACACUGCUGGUAAUGUUGCUUUUUAACCUACUAGUUAGGCAUCUGUUGCUUUUUAA